AUGGAUGAAAAUUCAUUGAUUUUCAAAAAUAUACCGUUGAAAUUGGCAAAUGAUAUAAAGGGAAACUUCAUCCGUUUACCUCUAAAUAUCAUAUCUGCAAUAGAAUCAACUAACCUACCAAUUAAUGAAUUCGGUUUCACUAUAUGUAUAUCUGAUAGAGACAGCAAGAUUAUUACCGCUGGUUGGAAUGGCUUGCCCUCUUCAGAUAACACUACUAUCGAAAUCAACCCGAAUUUAUGGCUAACAAACACAAAUACAGACAUAAACACCAACACCAACACCAACACCAACACCAACACCAACACCAACACCAGCAUAGAUCUAGUUGCCAAUAGGUAUGACGAAAGCUAUUGCCCGAUUGAUGUAAUGAUAGAACCAGUAACUUCAGAUGAUUGGGAAAUUAUCGAAAAUAAUGCAUCCUAUUUACAAGAUAAUAUACUAAAUCAAACUAGAUUUGUCGAAUUAAAUAAAAUAUUAAUUUGUUAUAUAAAUUCAACAAAUCUGUUUUGUAAAUUUAAAAUUAAAAAAAUUAAUUUUAGUUCCAAACUUAAUUCAAAUAUCGCAAGAUUAUCAAAUGGUUCUUUGAUCAUCGUUUCACCUUUAGAAAAUAAACUAAGAUCAAAAAAUCAAAAAAAGAAAAUUCAAAUCGUCAAGACUGUUUUUAAAAGAUCAACACUUUCAAUUAACAACGAAGAUACCUUCAAGCCAACUUGUUUCAUCAAUAAUAACAAUUUAAAUUAUUCAAAUAUCGCAAGAUUAUCCAUCGUUAAUCCUCCUCUAUCAACUGAAAAAUCUACAAACUCAAUAUUUGUUAACCUGCAAAACUCAACUACUAUACCAAAAAACUCAAUUUCAAUCGACUCCUCUAUUUAUGAUUCUUUAUCAUUAACACCAAAUAAUGGUUUGAACAUAAAAUUAGAGUAUAUCCAUCAAGAUUCUUGCAAUAAUUUCCAAAGUAUAGAUAAUAUUCGUCUAAUCGUGGAACCAACGAUUUCUACAAAACAACAACAACAACAACAACAACAAUCUACAACAGAUCUAUCAAACUACAUUAUCAAAUUUUUCAAAAACUUACCAAAUGACAGUGUCAUAACUGGUAAUUCCAAUAUUAUAAUGGAAAAUAUGUCUUUAAAAGUUAAAAUUAUCGAAACAACAAAAAAUAAUAACGGCUCGAUUUUAUUUCUUCAAAAUGAAAAUAAUCUAUUUAACAAACUUAAUAUCGAGGUAUCCUCACCAACUGUCACCAGCAAAAGAAAUUCAUCAACAAAAACUCAGAUUAAUGAUUAUAAUGAUGUUAUAUACAAUGAGAAAAUCAAUGAUAUUAUAAAUUAUAUCACUUUGCCAGUAUUACCUUCUAAUUGUGUUCUAAUCGAAGGCCAUUCAGGUAUUGGUAAAACGACAGUAUUGAAAAAAUUGAAAGAUUCGUUAAUUUCAAACCAUUCAUAUCACAUCGAAUACAUCGACUGCUCUGAUAAUUUAUCAAAAAAUGAUAAAUUUAAGUUCGAUGACUUGCUAAAAAUAUUAAACGAUCACAUUUCAUUGUCAUACUGGUAUUCUCCAACAAUACUACUGUUAGAUAACGCAGACAUUUGGUUCAGUAAUAACGAAUCGAAUGGCGACUCUAAUGAAUCCAGCUCAAUGAGUAAUAAGAAUAAAAAUGAUUUAUCUACAAGAUUGUCAUUACAAUUGAUAUCACAGAUAAAUAAAUUGUCUUUGAAGAAUUCAAAUGCAAUUAAAAUUGUAUUAUCUAGUAAAUCAAGAAAUUCAUUGAAUAAACUGUUAUUCUCAACACAUUUCAUCUCAAAAAUAUGGUCAUUAAAAUUACCAAAUUCAAAUGAAAGAACAGAAUUAAUCAAAUUAUUCGUGGAAAACCACAGCCAUUCUGGAUUAUCAUUAGAAAAAGAUAUCACCUUUUCUGACAUUUCAAUAGACACUGACGGUUAUUCUCCAUUAGAUUUAAAAAUUCUUAUCGAAAGAUUAUUUCAUCAAUCACAGAUCAAGCAUGUAGGUGAUGAAAACUUUGAUUUAAACAACUGUAGCAUCGAUAAAUCACUAUUUGAUGAAACUUUAAUCGAUUUCAUUCCUUCUUCCUUACGUGGGGUAAAUUUAACUAAAAAUACCGGUGUCAAUUGGGAUUCCAUCGGUGCCUUAUCAGAAGCUAAAAGAAUAUUACUCGAGACUUUGGAAUGGCCAACAAAGUACUCAAAAAUCUUUGAAAAUUGUCCUUUAAGAUUAAGAUCAGGUAUCUUAUUAUAUGGAUAUGCGGGUUGUGGUAAAACUUUAUUAGCUAGUGCAGUAGCUCAACAAUGUGGAUUGAAUUUCAUUUCUGUCAAAGGACCAGAAAUUUUAAACAAAUAUAUUGGGGCCAGUGAACAAAGUGUAAGGGAAUUAUUUGAUAAGGCACAAUCAGUAAAACCGUGCAUUCUAUUCUUUGAUGAAUUUGAUUCGAUUGCUCCAAAAAGAGGACAUGACUCAACUGGUGUGACUGAUCGUAUUGUUAAUCAAUUGUUAACACAAAUGGAUGGUGUUGAAGGUUUAGAUGGUGUGUAUGUUCUGGCUGCCACAAGUAGACCGGAUUUAAUCGAUUCAGCUUUACUAAGACCUGGUAGAUUAGAUAAAAGUAUUCUAUGUGGUUUGCCUAAUGAAUUAGAAAGACAAGAUAUUUUAGAGGCAAUCACUACUACUGGAGAUAAGGGGAAGAAAUUACAAAUCACUGAUGAGACAAACUUAAACAGAAUUUCACAAUUAACUCAAGGGUAUUCUGGUGCUGAUUUACAAGGUCUUUGUUAUACUGCAUAUUUAAAGGGGGUUCAUAGGUAUCUUUCAGAUAAGGAUUCAAUAAAGGAGAUAGCAACUACUACGUCUUCGAAAGAAGAAUUAAACUUAGAAAUAAUCAAUAAGACUUCAAAUUACUCCAUACAAGAUUAUACAAAAAUUAAAAAUAAACUUCAAGAGAAACUAGAUGAGCAUAACCUAAAUUCUAGAUUAGACUCAAAAGAUGAUAAUGACCAAAUCACAGUGAGAAUUUCUACAGAAGAUUUAUUGGAAGCUGUCAAAGAGUCCAAACCAAGUAUUUCGAAGAACGAGUUUGAGAAGUUGUAUCAAAUCUAUAGUAAGUUUCAAAACGAUAGAGACGGAAAGAUGCCUACCGGGGAACUUCCAAAAGAAGUAGGAACAAGAACAUCCCUAAUGUAA
Messenger RNA from Vanderwaltozyma polyspora DSM 70294, 3195 nucleotides. It is a transcript of the gene PEX1, whose product is annotated as AAA family ATPase peroxin 1. Gene Ontology annotation, molecular function: ATP hydrolysis activity; ATP binding. Lineage: Eukaryota; Fungi; Ascomycota; Saccharomycetes; Saccharomycetales; Saccharomycetaceae. Gene Ontology annotation, cellular component: peroxisomal membrane; peroxisome; cytosol. The transcript has a single exon. Bases 1 to 3195 code for a protein of 1064 amino acids. The record is from RefSeq and is a predicted model, not a curated record. Gene Ontology annotation, biological process: protein import into peroxisome matrix.